AUGCGUUUCCCUCGACCGCUUGCUCUCCGCUGUAGGCCACCCGCUCCCCAACGUACCAGGUCCCUAUUCAAUUUCUUAAGGGCAAAGAAGCCACCGUCCACAGAGCCAGUUCCAGUUCUCUCCGAAGACAAUCUAUUUCAUCCAUUUUCAAAGUCGCCGUUCCCUGCUGUGCGUGCGCGUGGCGAAGCUAUCAAGCAGCUAGCGCCGUGUCCUGUAUGCGCAUCGUCCCAUGGUCAUAUCCAUGCCCACACUAAGGCGCAGCCCAAAGCCGUGAAACACGAGUGCCCGGACUGUGGCUGGCCAACCCAUUGCUCAGAAGAGCAUUGGGCAGAGGACGAGGAACACCGUAAAUAUUGCUCUCGCUUGCGUGAGGCCAAUGAAGAUGAGCACGACCUCAGAAGCGGACGACGGAUGCGAGAAUUUGAGAUGCCUGGUCCUCAGGGUUAUGAAGAAACAGUAUCACUCGCCAACUGGGAUGUCUUCUGGUACACUCGAAACUUCCCUUCCAUGGAUACUGAGCGUUCCCGGAGACAUGCCAGUAAACUUCUGACCUACCCCAUCACGAUCGGGGGAGCUCUACACCAGCAUAGCGGUUUGACCCUAAGCAAUCAAAGGGUAACACCGGAAGGCAGUAGGUCAUUGGCAGCACUACGAAGCACCCUACAUGUACCCCCAGGUGCCCCCGAAACUGACGAAGCCGCGGUCGGGAAACCCCAAGUCCGGAUUUUUAUACUCGGUGCGCGGGCGGAAUCCUCCCUUCCGCCUCACGUUUGGGAACAGCUUUGCAUGCUCUUCCCCUCUACUCAUUUUCACUUGUUCUUUAUCGGCCCCCAAGUGUCGCUCCCUAAGCCACCCAAAGCUACAGUUGCGCCUACCAUGGCAAAAAAAGCAGAAUCGGCAAAGCUCGCUGAGGCCCCAGAUCAGUCUGAAAUGAGAGAGGAAAAGGUCACAUACCUUCCGAAUGUAUACCAACCCCCCACACCUCAACCGAUUGAACGUCUAAAACGCACUCGGUCUUCGCUUGAGCGAUAUGGCGUCCCAUCUUACACUGUCCCGUACACGCCCCAACUUACAAUCACUGGCAUGCAAGCCAAUUAUGCUGACGUGCAUGCUCAGUUCCAGCAUACUCUGGAUCCCUACAGCGAUCUUUUUUUCUUUUUUUCUCCUGGAUUUGGAUUCCCCUCUCCCGACUCGUUCUCGGAGAAUGGUGAACCACUGCUACAGAUCGCAUCACCUACGGAAUGGGGCCCCGUGCUCCCUAUGCUCCUGGCCAGCAAGUGUCCCAUCUUCGUUACCGGAUUCUCCCCUACUGAUGUUGAGCGAGAUGUUCGCUCACUCUCCACGGCCCCUGAAGUUGCGGGUGAAUUUGAAUGGGUCAUCACUCCAGGCCCGAAUAGCUUUGGGAGUGAAAAAUGGGAAGUAGCCGACUUCGACCCUAGAGUCAUGGUGAAAACAAAUUGGGGUAUAUGGGCCAUCCGAGGAAAGAGCAGAGAUGUUCAAGAACAAAGAAGUAUAUUCUCUUCGAUCCUUCCUCGUCUUGCGUAA
Messenger RNA from Psilocybe cubensis, 1545 nucleotides. RefSeq lists its product as uncharacterized. The transcript is spliced from 3 exons. The coding region runs from base 1 to 1545 and encodes 514 amino acids. Gene Ontology annotation, cellular component: extrinsic component of mitochondrial inner membrane. NCBI's taxonomy places the organism in Eukaryota, Fungi, Basidiomycota, Agaricomycetes, Agaricales, Agrocybaceae. The record is from RefSeq and is a predicted model, not a curated record.